This is a messenger RNA of Phaeoacremonium minimum UCRPA7, 582 nucleotides long. Its product is annotated as putative nad dependent epimerase dehydratase protein. The transcript is spliced from 2 exons. Bases 1 to 582 code for a protein of 193 amino acids. Lineage: Eukaryota; Fungi; Ascomycota; Sordariomycetes; Togniniales; Togniniaceae. The record is from RefSeq and is a predicted model, not a curated record.
AUGGGCGGUGUUCCAUCAGUGCCAACUGAUCUUUCAAGGAAGGUUGAAGUCAUCAGCGUAGGCUUUUCGCGAACGGGUACACUAUCAUACGCAAGAGCCUACGAGAUUCUACUCGACGGGCCGACAUUUCACGGAGGCGAGCAGUUGCUUCAAAGAGAGGACGGUCAGUAUGCUACCAAGAACAAGUUGGACUUUCUUGACACAUCACGACAAGACGACAAGCCGCGCUUGAUGAAGCUGCUCCGCGAGGCGACGGCCGGGUUUGUGGCCAUGGCGGACGUGCCGGCGUUCAACUUCCUGCCUGAGUUGAUGGAGCUGUACCCGGAUGCCAAGGUCGUCCUCGUGACGCGCGACCCGGAGAGGUGGUGGAAGAGCUUCAAGCCGGUCGCCGACAGCUGCGAAGACCAGACGCUGAACCGCCUUGUGCAGCCGCUCCCGGGCCGUAGAUGGUACAUUGACACAGCCAGAGGGUACUUCGAAGAGUGGGCAUCCCAUUCCAGGACCAUCGACUCAGGAGGCUGCAUUGCUGACGUCUUCACAGUGUCGAGAGGCGACAUGGAGGCCGUCCGGGCCCGGAUCUGA